UUUUGUUUUGUGCUUUAAUUUCGAGAGUCUCUCUCUCUCUCCCUCCCUCUCUCCAUCUCUCUCACUUUCAUUAACUUCCGAUGGAGAAUAUUGGAAGUAUUUUACAGUUCCUUGAAAACAAUACUAUUUUGGUCACUGGUGCAGCUGGCUUUCUAGCAAAAAUUUUUGUGGAGAAGAUAUUGAGGGUUCAACCAAAUGUGAAGAAGCUUUAUCUUCUAUUAAGAGCUCCAGACGCUAAGUCUGCCUCACUGCGCUUCCAUAAUGAGGUUAUUGGGAAGGACUUGUUUAAAGUUCUAAAGGAAAAAUGUGGAGCAAAUUUGAAUACCCUUAUUGCAGAAAAAGUUACUCUUGUACGUGGAGAUAUAUGUUAUGAGGAUUUGAGUGUGGAAGAUUCUGAUUUAAGACAAGAAAUGUUGAAUGAUUUGGAUGUUAUCGUUAACCUAGCAGCAACAACCAACUUUGAUGAAAGGUAUGAUGUUGCACUUGGCAUUAACACUCUGGGAGCCAGGCAUGUUUUGAACUUCGCAAAGAAGUGUGUCAAAGUAAAAGUACUUGUCCAUGUCUCCACAGCAUAUGUGUGUGGAGAAAGGGCAGGACUCAUACAAGAGAAGGCAUACAAAAUGGGAGAAACACUCAAUGGUGUCUCCGGAUUAGAUAUUAAUGAAGAGAAGAGAGUGAUUGAGGAGACACUGACCCAACUCCAAGCUGAGGGAGCCAAAGAAGACGAAAUUACGCAAGCCAUGAAAGAUUUAGGCAUCCAAAGGGCAAGGAAUUAUGGAUGGCCCAACACAUAUGUGUUUACAAAGGCAAUGGGAGAGAUGAUAGUGGGGCACCAAAAGGAGAAUCUAUCAGUAGUCAUUCUACGACCGACCAUUAUAACCAGUACUUACAAGGAACCGUUCCCUGGCUGGGCUGAAGGUGUCAGAACCAUUGAUAGUUUAGCUAUUGGUUAUGCUAAAGGAAGAUUACCAUGCUUCGUUGGUGAUGUAACAUCAAUUGUUGACGCGAUACCAGCAGACAUGGUGGUUAAUUCCAUAAUAGUGGCAAUGGUGGCUCAUGCAAAUCGAGCUUGUGACCAUGAAGUUGUAUACCAAGUGGGAUCCUCCGCAAGGAAUCCUCUGAGAUACUCUAAUAUUCAAGACUACGGUCUUCGCUAUUUCACCAAGAAACCAUGGAUUGGUAAGGAUGGAAAGCCAAUCAAGGUUGGCAAGCUUAAAGUACUAAGCGAUAUGAGUAGCUUCCGCAGAUACAUGGACAUCCGCUACCUGCUAUUGCUAAAGGGACUAGAAGUGGCAAAUACGGCCUUCUGUCGCUUCUUUCAGGGUGUUUACAGUGAUCUCAACAGGAAGAUCACAUAUGUGAUUCGUUUGGUUGAACUCUACAAACCCUAUUUGUUCUUCCACGGGGUAUUUGAAGACGUGAACACUGAGAAGUUGAGAUUGGGAGGUAGAGAGAAUGGUGUUGGUGUGGAGACAGAAACGUUUUACUUUGAUCCAAACUGCAUUGAUUGGGAAGAUUACUUCAUGAAUACUCACAUUCCUGGAGUUGUCAAACAUGUCUUUAAAUGAUGACUACUAGCUACAUGCGGGUUUAUUUUACAGAUUGUGUUUUGUUUUGGUUAAUUUCUCAAAUGUGUUAAUUAAUAAGGACAGAAAUUUAGUUUCUCAUUUAUUCCCGGCAGAAGCAUUAAUCUCUCUGCCUGCAAUGCAUGUUGAAGAAGUUAAUUUGUUCAAA
Messenger RNA from Tripterygium wilfordii, 1734 nucleotides. RefSeq names its product fatty acyl-CoA reductase 3-like. Gene Ontology annotation, biological process: suberin biosynthetic process; long-chain fatty-acyl-CoA metabolic process. Gene Ontology annotation, molecular function: alcohol-forming very long-chain fatty acyl-CoA reductase (NADP+) activity. Gene Ontology annotation, cellular component: intracellular membrane-bounded organelle. The record is from RefSeq and is a predicted model, not a curated record. The transcript has 9 exons. The coding region runs from base 81 to 1568 and encodes 495 amino acids. Lineage: Eukaryota; Viridiplantae; Streptophyta; Magnoliopsida; Celastrales; Celastraceae.